AGGAGCCUGGCUCUACUGGCCCACGGGACGCCUCGUUCAGUAUUUAGUCCACAGCUGGAACCUGGACCCACACAGCUCAGGAGAGCUGGAUUGCGUUCAAACACAGCCAGAGGAAGCAUCGUUGCCUGGACCCCCUGGUGAGUGCUCAGGAAAACCCGAGACAACACUGCCAUCGCCAUGGCCUGGGCACCUUUCACAGAGAGCAGCAGCUUCAUUGAGGAUGUCAUCGAGUGUCUCCAGGACAUAGUGAGCAGGGAGGAUCUGCAGCUGCUGGUAACGGAAGACGAAGCCUGGGAGACCGUCUUGGCAGAGGCAGAAUUGACCAGAGAUGAGGCUGAUGUGCUACGUGAAGCUCUAAAAGGCCUAAUUGAUGAUGUGGCCAACACAGACCAAGAGAGGCAGGAAGAAGGCCAACGGGCUAGAGAGACAUUCUUGACCUUGUUUCCUCAGCUGAAAAUGGAACUCAUGAAGGACAUAAGAAGGCUCCAUGCCCUUGCAGGCCAGGCUAACAAGGUACACUUGAACUACAUUCUCACUAAGGUGCUGGGCAUCCCCAAUGCCACUGCCUCUAACAUCUUGACCCUCCUUGACCUGGUUUUGGCAUCCUCCACAACCAGGAGCCAGCCAGCACCCUCAGAACCAGCUGACAAACAAAGAGCCAGAAGCAGUGUAACUGAAUUGCCUUCUAUCCCAGUGGCUCAUUCAAGCACAUUACCAGAUCAAGACGAAGCCAGAGACUUGAUGUCAGCCAUUGUAGAUAAGCUGACAAGGUUUACAGAGUCAGUGGGUCGCUUCCCACCCAAAGGUUUUUCCUCAACUGAAAAUUGGAACCACUUCCUGAAAGGUAUUGGAAAGAACAUCAGUGCUAUCAAGCUGGCCAGCAAUAACCUUGAGUUACUAAACAAGGUCAAAGUGGCCAUUAAGAUGGAGAAUAUCAUGGUCCAAGAUGGUGCAGAGGUGGUGCAGUCAACCUUUGGACACACUGCGAUGGCAAUAAGCAGAGAUACCAAGAUAUUUUGUACAGCCACCGGAGCUGUCUUCUUGGGGUUAGAUUUAUACAACCUUGUGCAGAACUCUGCACACUUGCAGGAGGAGGAGAAGUCAGUGCUGGGUAACGCACUACGAGAGCAGGCUCAAGAGCUGGAGAGCAUAUUGGAGCACCUCAGCCAGGCCUAUGAGCACUUGAAGCCAGAUUCAGAUGAGUGACGCCCUCUUCACACAGCAUGCAGUUCAGGGAAGAUGUGCUACACAAAGACAUAGACAGAUGGAGGCAAUGUUUUAGAGUGCCAGAGGGUGAGGUCAAGCACGCGAACCUGUGUGAAGGAGUGCAGCUUUUUUGUGACUGAACACAGCCAAAGAGGGAUGAAAGCAGAAAGCGAGCAGGUCAGAAAGAAGGCAGGAGCCAGAGUCUGAAACAACUGAUGGGAGAGGACUGGUGAGUGGAGGGGAUGGGAGGAAAUAGUUUAGUUUGGAUUAAAGAAUACACGGGGAGUUACCCAGAGGCAGUACAGGGGGUAUGAUCAGAAGUACAGGAGAGGGAAAGAGGGUGAUGCCACCAUCUUGAAAUGCCACCAUCAUGCUUCCCCUAGACUCCGGGAAGAGCACCUGUGUCACACAGGCCUUAACCUAUCUCUGCCCAUUUUCCACACUGGACCAGAUGGCCCAUUAUGAACACAGGGUUGUUGAUGCCCCUGCUGCCAAUUCCAUGGCAAACCUUGAAGAAAUUCUUCCCAUAAACAGACCAAUUUUUUUUUAAAGCAAAGCAGAUUACAAAUGUCUGGAAAGGCUGACAGAAUGAACACCAGCAUAUGAACCCACAUUUACACAUUAAUAGUUUCUGGCCCAGUCAUCCAAUCUCUACAAAUGGAAAAUAAUCUCAAAUACAGGCAAAGUUUCAUACCCCAGGAAAAUGUUCAUUGCGCUACUACUUACAUGAAGAAUUUGGAGAAAACCUAAGUUCCAACAGUUGGGGUGGACAGCAGAGGGGACUUGGCAGCCCAUGGCAAACCCACGCACAGUGCCAGGUGGGACUCCAGGCCUUCAUGACAUGAUCUUGCAGAAGCAAGCAGGAACAGGAAGGCUUUGGAAACAAUAGAGGAAAGGAGCUUCAAUAAAUUUACUAAGACAGAAACUUAGGCAAGGUGUACAAUACAUAGGGUGUGGAACAAAAGGAGUCAUUAACAAAAAACAUGCAUACAUGAGUAAAUAUCUUUGUGCUUUUAAGAAAGCAGAGCACGGUCAUCAGAAACAUGGGAUUUGGAUAGAAGGACUUGGGGUGAAGUCUUGAUAUCAACACCUCUGGGAAAACUUAGGGACAUUACCUGAGGUGGGGAGAUUCACGGUCCUCACCUCAUGGAGUGUGUGAUCAUGAAAUGGGAGUACAUGGAAGAUGCCUG
Molecule: messenger RNA, 2396 nt
Organism: Octodon degus (degu)
Lineage: Eukaryota; Metazoa; Chordata; Mammalia; Rodentia; Octodontidae
Product: apolipoprotein L2-like
Exons: 4
Coding region: 178-1206 (342 amino acids)
Biological process (GO): lipid transport; lipoprotein metabolic process
Cellular component (GO): membrane; extracellular region
Molecular function (GO): lipid binding
Source: RefSeq, a predicted model, not a curated record